This is a messenger RNA of Entelurus aequoreus (snake pipefish), 3329 nucleotides long. RefSeq names its product WD repeat domain 45 (gene wdr45). Gene Ontology annotation, cellular component: cytosol; extrinsic component of membrane; phagophore assembly site membrane. The record is from RefSeq and is a predicted model, not a curated record. Bases 250 to 1326 code for a protein of 358 amino acids. NCBI's taxonomy places the organism in Eukaryota, Metazoa, Chordata, Actinopteri, Syngnathiformes, Syngnathidae. The transcript is spliced from 10 exons. Gene Ontology annotation, biological process: nucleophagy; protein localization to phagophore assembly site; protein lipidation. Gene Ontology annotation, molecular function: protein binding; phosphatidylinositol-3,5-bisphosphate binding; phosphatidylinositol-3-phosphate binding.
GGUUUUUGUGUCGCAAAACUAACCGGAAACGGAAGUAAACCGGAAGUACUGUGACGUGUCCUCGCGUAAACAAAACAACGCGUCGAGUUGCAACAUCUUUGUUGUUUUCGCUGCUGGUCUUCACUUUGAUAUCAACAAAGGCCAUCUUUCGAAUCCCGAAUCUAUUUUCAACUGCCACAGCAAACCAGUUCGACGUCAAAGGAUUUGUACGACUGGCCCAGCCAGAAGCCAAGAAGCAAAGAAGCAGACAUGGCCCAGCAGCGAGGAGUCAACAGUCUGCAGUUCAACCAGGACCACAGUUGCUUCUGCUGCUCCAUGGAGUCAGGAGUGAGGAUCUACAACGUGGAGCCUCUGAUGGAGAAAGGUCACCUUGAUCACGAGCAAGUGGGAAGCGUGGCGCUGUGCUCCAUGCUGCACCGAUCCAACCUGCUGGCCGUGGUCGGGGGCGGAGUCAAUCCCAAAUUCUCCGAGAUAUCAGUCUUGAUCUGGGACGACGCCCGCGAGUGCCGAGACGCCAAAGACAAGCUGGUGCUGGAGUUCACCUUCACCAAGCCCGUCUUGGCGGUCCGCAUGAGACACGACAAGAUCGUCAUCGUGUUGAAGAACCGCAUCUACGUCUACACCUUUCCCGACAAGCCCGUCAAGCUGUUUGAGUUUGACACCCGAGACAAUCCCAAAGGUCUGUGUGACUUGUGUCCGAGUCUGGACAAGCAGCUGCUCGUCUUUCCAGGUCACAAAUGUGGGAGCCUGCAGCUGGUGGAUUUGUCCAACACCAAGCCUGGAACCUCGUCCGCCCCGUUCACAAUCAACGCCCACCAGAGCGAGAUCGCCUGCGUGGCGCUCAACCAGCCCGGCAGCGUGGCCGCCUCCGCCUCCCGCAAAGGAACGCUGAUCCGUCUCUUCGACACCACCACCAGGGACAAGCUGGUGGAGCUGCGCAGAGGGACCGACCCCGCCACGCUCUACUGCAUCAACUUCAGUCACGACUCCUCCUUCCUGUGUGCGUCCAGCGACAAAGGGACCGUCCACAUCUUCGCUCUCAAAGACACCAAACUGAACCGCCGUUCUGCGUUGGCGCGCGUGGGGAAAGUGGGCCCUGUGAUUGGUCAGUACGUGGACAGUCAGUGGUCUUUGGCCAGCUUCACCGUGCCCGCCGAGUGCGCCUGCAUCUGCGCCUUCGGGAAGAACACGUCCAAGAACGUCAACUCUGUCAUCGCCAUUUGUGUGGACGGAACCUUCCACAAGUACGUCUUCACGCCUGACGGGAACUGCAACAGGGAAGCCUUCGACGUCUAUUUGGACAUUUGCGACGACGACGACUUCUGAGGCCGACGGGGAACGUCGGAGACAGUAAAGGUCGUCGGUCGUCAUGGUAACAGGCGGACUGAGAAGUAAACACUCGAUGUGCCGACUGAGUGAAUUUUGACGGCGCCACGAGUCGCUCCACUGUUUCAAGUUAGCUCCUCCCCUUCCGCUAUGACCACUGAGGGUGGUAAGUGUCCCUAUUUUGAGUGUCAUCAGUACAACAUCCUGGUACUGACAGUGUACUGCAUUUUAAGGAAGUACCGUAUUUUCCGGACCAUAGGGCGCACCGGAUUACGAAUGGUCUAUUUUCGAUAUGUUUUCAUAUAUAAGGCGCACCGGAUUAUAGAGCGCAAUAAAGGAUUCAUAUUAUGUGUCAUGAUAGAUUUUUGAGGGUCGUGUGUAAUGUUCUAUAUUUUCAAAGGAACAUAUAACAUGUUGGUGUUGUUUACUUGGGUCAUAUUGCAGUCUACACGUAUCUCUUGUGUGUGACUGCCAUCGUAUUGCAGUCUACACGUAUCUCUUGUGUGUGACAGCCAUCAUAUUGCAGUCUACACGUAUCUCUUAUGAGUGACUGCCAUCAUAUUGCAGUCUACACGUAUCUCUUGUGUGUGACAGCCAUCAUAUUGCAGUCUACACAUAUCUGUUGUGUGUGACAGCCAUCAUAUUGCAGUCUACACAUAUCUGUUGUGUGUGACAGCCAUCAUAUUGCAGUCUACACGUAUCUCUUAUGAGUGACUGCCAUCAUAUUGCAGUCUACACGUAUCUCUUAUGAGUGACUGCCAUCAUAUUGCAGUCUACACGUAUCUCUUGUGUGUGACUGCCAUCAUAUUGCAGUCUACACAUAUCUGUUGUGUGUGACAGCCAUCAUAUUGCAGUCUACACGUAUCUCUUAUGAGUGACUGCCAUCAUAUUGCAGUCUACACGUAUCUCUUAUGUGUGACUGCCAUCAUAUUGCAGGCUACAUGUAUCUCUUAUGUUAACUGCCAUCAUAUUGCAGUCUACACUAUCUCGUAUGUGUGACUGCCAUCUACCGGUCACACUUAUCAUUACACCAAAUAAAAUAGCUUCAAGGUCGGUAAGCAAAACUAGAAUUAUUCCGUACAUUAGGCGCACCGGGUUAUAAGGCGUACUAACUAUCUCGUAUGUGUGACUGCCAUCUACUGGUCACACUUAUCAUUUAACCAAAUAAAAUACCUUCAAGGUCAGUAAGCAAAACCAGAAUUAUUCCGUACAUUAGGCGCACCGGGUUAUAGGGCGCACUACACUAUCUCGUAUGUGUGACUGCCAUCUACUGGUCACACUUGUCAUUUCACCAAAUAAAAUAGUCUCGAGGUCGGUAAGCAAAACCAGAAUUAUUCCGUACAUUAGGCGCACCGGGUUAUAAGGCGCACUACACUAUCUCGUAUGUGUGACUGCCAUCUACUGGUCACACUUGUCAUUUCACCAAAUAAAAUAGUUUCGAGGUCGGUAAGCAAAACCAGAAUUAUUCCGUACAUUAGGCGCACCGGGUUAUAAGGCGCACUACGCUAUCUCGUACGUGUGACUGCCAUCUACUGGUCACACUUGUCAUUUCACCAAAUAAAAUAGUUUCGAGGUCGGUAAGCAAAACCAGAAUUAUUCCGUACAUUAGGCGCACCGGGUUAUAAGGCGCACUACGCUAUCUCGUACGUGUGACUGCCAUCUACUGGUCACACUUAUCAUUACACCAAAUAAAAUAGCUUCGAGGUCGGUAAGCAAAACCAGAAUUAUUCCGUAUGGGGGGCGGCAUGGCGUAGUGGGUUGAGCGGCCUUUCCAGAAACCUGAGGGUUGCAGGUUCGCUCCCCGCCUCUUACCAUCCAAAAAAUCGCUGCCGUUGUGUCCUUGGGCAGGACACUUCACCCUUGCCCCCGGUGCCGCUCACACCGGAGAAUGAAUGAUGAAUGAAUGAGUUGUAAAAAUGAAUGAUGGGUUCUCACUUCUCUGUGAAGCGCUUUGAGUGUCUAGAAAAGCGCUAUAUAAAUCUAAUCCAUUAUAUUAUUAUUAU